AGGAGCCGUCGGUGCCGCGCGCGCGGCAGGCGGAGCCCGCGGCGGGGAGGGGAGGGGUCCCGGCCGCCGCACCCCCCCCCCCCCCCCCCCCCCGUACCCGCACCGGCCGUGCCUCCCGCCGGACCCGGCUGAGGGGAGAGGAUCUCGAGUACCAGGAUGGACGAACUCUAACUGACGGAGAGGCAGACAACACACCCUUUCAGCAUGGAGACCGUUCCGGUUGAUGGGGAACUUGAUAGAAAUUCACAUCAUGGUGAUAACAGAGACUCUCAUGGACCAUCAACAGUGGUAACAAACAGCGAUGAAUCACAGCUUUUAACUCCAGGAAAAAUGAGCCAGCGCCAGGGGAAAGAAGCCUAUUUUACUCCAACCAAAGAGUUACUCCAACCAUCUCUCAGCCCAGGAACUACCCAUAGCCAUGGUUUUGACAAAGGGAAGGAUGAUGUGUCACAAAGUAAAGAGGAUACAGCACAUUCUAUGUCAAAAAGCAAGUCUGAAUCCAAGCUUUUCAAUGGCUCUGAGAAGGACAUAUCUUUAUCUUCAAGCAAACUUACAAAAAAAGAAUCUCUCAAGGUUCAAAAGAAAAAUUACAGAGAAGAAAAGAAGAGAGCUACGAAAGAAUUACUUAGCACUAUCACAGACCCAUCAGUUAUUGUUAUGGCUGACUGGUUGAAGAUUCGUGGUACCUUGAAAAGCUGGACCAAACUGUGGUGUGUACUGAAACCAGGAGUGUUGCUUGUUUACAAAACUCCCCAAAAUGGCCAGUGGGUAGGAACAGUGCUCCUGAACGCUUGUGAACUCAUUGAGAGGCCUUCUAAAAAAGAUGGCUUUUGUUUCAAACUUUUUCAUCCUUUGGAGCAGUCCAUAUGGGCUAUAAAGGGUCCCAAAGGUGAAGCAGUUGGUUCUAUAACUCAGCCAUUGCCCAGCAGCUAUUUGAUCAUCCGAGCUGCUUCAGAAUCAGAUGGCAGGUGUUGGAUGGAUGCUUUGGAGCUGGCACUGAAAUGUUCAAGUCUGCUUAAACGUACAAUGAUUAGAGAAGGUAAAGAACAUGAUUUGAACUCUUCAGCAGACAGUACUCAUGUCUCUCUCUAUGGUCUGCUUCGUGCUAACAACUUGCACAGUGGAGAAAACUUACCGUUAAAUGACAGUGAAAUUGAAAGGCAUCACUUUAAAGAUCAAGAUAUGUACUCUGACAAAUCUGAUAAGGAAAAUGACCAUGACCACGAGGAAUCUGAUAAUGAUGGAUUGGGGAAAAGCGAAGAAAGCGAUAGCGACACAUCGGAGCGACAGGAUGAUUCUUACGUUGAUCCAGAACCAAUUGAUGUCAAGGAAACUACUUAUUUAGAACAGAGUCAUGAAGAACUUGGGGAGGCAGGGGAGGCUGCUCAGACAGAAGUAGUGUCAGAAGAAAACAAAAGUCUGAUCUGGACACUGUUGAAGCAAGUCCGGCCAGGAAUGGACUUGUCCAAGGUUGUACUGCCUACGUUUAUCUUGGAACCUCGUUCUUUCCUGGACAAGCUGUCUGAUUACUACUACCAUGCAGACUUUCUGUCUGAAGCUGCCCUUGAAGAGAAUGCUUACAACCGCAUGAAAAAAGUAGUGAAGUGGUAUUUGUCGGGAUUCUACAAAAAGCCAAAGGGACUAAAAAAGCCGUACAAUCCUAUACUUGGUGAGACUUUCCGCUGCAUGUGGAUUCAUCCAAGGACGAAUAGCAAGACUUUCUACAUUGCAGAACAGGUAUCGCAUCAUCCUCCAAUAUCUGCCUUCUAUGUUAGCAACCGCAAGGAUGGUUUUUGCCUUAGUGGUAGCAUUCUGGCCAAAUCAAAAUUCUAUGGGAAUUCAUUAUCUGCCAUACUAGAUGGAGAAGGACGGCUGACGUUCCUAAAUAGGGGAGAAGAUUAUGUAAUGACAAUGCCAUAUGCUCAUUGUAAAGGAAUUCUUUAUGGCACAAUGACCUUAGAGCUUGGGGGAACAGUCAACAUCACCUGUGAGAAAACCGGCUACAGUGCAACAAUUGAAUUCAAACUCAAGCCUUUUUUGGGUAACAAUGACAGUGUUAACCAAAUAUCAGGGAAAAUCAAGCUUGGCAAAGAAGUUCUGGCUAUUUUGGAGGGUCACUGGGACAGUGAAGUUACUAUUAGUGACAAGAAGACAGAUGUUUCAGAGACAUUCUGGAAUCCGACAUCUGAUAUCAAGCAGCGUAGAUUACCUAGAUAUACAGUGAAGUUUGAAGAGCAAGAUGAAUUUGAGUCAGAGAAGCUUUGGCAACAAGUGACAAGAGCAAUAAAUAACAAAGACCAAACAGAAGCUACUCAAGAGAAAUAUGUUCUGGAAGAAGCUCAGAGAAAGAGUGCCAAAGAAAGGAAACUUAAGGGUGAAGAGUGGAUGUGCAAACUGUUCGAUCAGGACUCAGUCUCAGGAGAAUGGCACUACAAAUAUGCUGAUACUAGACCAUGGGACCCUUUGAAUGAUAUGAUCCAAUUUGAAAAAGAUGGCACCAUCCAAACAAAAGUUCGACAUCGGACACCAAUGGUUAGUGUUCCAAAAAUCAAACGAAAGCCAGCUGGUCAGAAGAAAGGAGAGUGUGGUUUCUCAUCCCCAGAGCCUGAUAACCAGGACUCCUCUGGGAGUGAAGCGCAACUUUUGAAGCAUAAUACUAGAAUAAGGAAAAAAGGGGCAGACCUUGGUGAACUGCAGAGUGCCAUUGAAUCUAUAAAGGAAACACAAGAAGACAUUAAGAGGGACAUUAUGGCUCUACGAAAUAGAGUCACGUCUAAUUCACCACCUGUGGACUACCAUUUCUUGCAGUUUAAGCACUAUGUCUUCAUUUUACUCGUGGUUCUGCUACAGCUUAUCAUUAAUUUCUUGUUCAAAUAGGAAAUGUGAACAAGGGCCUUUCUGAACUGUUACUGGGGACCAUAUUUUAAGUUGGGACUUUAAAUGAUGCAAUAUUAUCUAAAAGAGCCCUGUAGCAACAACUUACAGAACUUUGCCUCAGCGUCCAUGGUUCAGAGUCAUACUCCCAUCUACCCAGUUGAAGUAAGAAUUGUGUAAGUGCCAGUACGCUCUUGCUCCUGGUGUGUGCCUCUGUCUCGCAGACAUACGACAUCAGCCUUGUGUUUUAUAUUAUGUCAUAUGCUGUACUGAUGAAUCUUCACCACAGAAUAGAUGAAGUUAAAAAUUCAGAGGUCAGACCCUGUAGGUAGGAUGUGAUUCUAGUUAUGGUAGAAUGAUAAACAAGCAUACUUUGUUACAUUUAAACUUACCGUUUUUGUAGCAAAGGAACUUUUGAAGUAGCCAACAGUUUUUGUAAAUGGCAUUGGGUGUUUGGAAGUAAACUUUAGUUUAAGGUCAAACAAAUACAUUAUUAUACAAAGAUCAUGAGUGUUAGGAACUGGCAGGUAAAAAGCUGAAGUCUUUGGGAAUUCUGCAAUGCAAUGUCCUUGAUUUGUUUCGGAAGUAUGAGGGUUUUUUAUCCUGAAUUACUAUAGUGGCUUGUAAGCCAGCUGUUUUAUUUUUAUAGUUUUAAAACUUCAGAUUCUUCAUAAAAACAUUCCUGCAUCUCCUGUAUGGAGCACAUUUUUUAACAGUACAGCACCUGGGAAGGUACUGUCUUAGUCCCCUCUCUCUCGUGAAUUGCUUAUGUCAAGGAUUUAUGGUAUGUUUGCAAGUCUUGAUAAAUCUACAGCUUUGAAUUUACAUUUGUGUAUGGCCACGUCACAGUAAGGAGGCAGACUGCUGAUGCCAGGACUCUUUCUUAUUUUUGAAACAAAAUGUGAAGAUGCAAACGAGCGCUUAGUAUGUAGCUUGAGUUGAACCUCCCAAAAGGCAGACGAUGUAGAACAGAAUUUGGGCACGGUCAUAAGUUCACUUGCAAAUGAAAACCUGUGUGUUUACAAGGGGAAGGUCUUCAGAAAUUGUAGGAUGGCUAACACCACACAUAUCGAGACAAAUGAGAGUGAAACCCUAAGUCUUCGUUAAAUUCCUCCUUACUGCAGUAUAUACUACCUAACAGAACACACGGAUGCACCUAUUCAUUAUGCUGUAGCCAUACGAAUUAAUGUGAAGCUUAAGUUUCAAUUUAAAACCAGGGUGUCUAACAUUUUUAUUUGAAGAAAUAUAUGCAUGUAUAAACUUGUAAAAUUCCAGCAAAAAAAUUUAGUGCCAGUGUUUAUCUGGUGAAUUCCUUAUACCCGUCAAGCGCGCCAAGUCAAAAAGGAGCUGUAGUAUUGUAAAGGUACUCUCUGUAACCCAGAUGAGACAACAGGAGGGUGAGCGGCACAAUGCAAAGGGCAGCCAAGUUUGUUUUCAGAGGAUCCCCUCAGAAAUCAAAUCCAUCACGGGCAGUGGAACAGUUCAAAGGUCACAUUUGGUGCUUUGCCACAGCCCGGUUAUCCCUCUGCCUUGGCCAGCCUCCCUGACUCUCCAGGUGAUCUACCUUUCUGUUCUGUGUCAGUCUCACCGGUGUUUAGUGAAAAUACUAUUUACGUGGUUUUUAUCAGUCUAGCUCGUAUAUUCCUGUGGCUGACACCUUCGCACAACUCCCCUUCUCUUUUACCUUUACCUUUCUUUGGGCCUCAGCUACGUAGAAGUUUAUUGCUUAAGCAGUCAACUUCAGCUUAUUUGUUACAGCUUCAUAUUAGCAUAGUUUGGUCUUGAAUUGUUUUUUGGAAUGUGGCACCUUAACCAGAGGGAUCUUGUAUACGUGGGCAAGACCAAACUUGGGUGGACUUCUAUUAUAUCUACAGCUGAUGAGGUAAAAUUUGUGAAUGUAGAAAGUCCCUCUGUAAAAAAAAAAAAAAAAAAAAAAAAAAAACAACCACCAAAAAACAAAACAAAAAAACCCCAAAAACAAACCACAACAAAAAAAACCACCAAAAUAUAAGUUAAGUCCCUAAACAGAAACUGAAGUUGCUAGCCAUGUAUAAAAUGGCAUAAAGAAAGCAGAAUAUUAUAGCAUUAAUUUAAUGUUCUCAGCCUGGAUUUUGGCCAUUCAUUAUUGCGUUCAGAUGUCAAAGCUUCACCUGUCUUAAGAUCUACAAGCCUUUAAUCAUACUCUGUGCGUAAGAGUAAUAAAAGAGGAAAUGAGAAUUUGGGCAAUAACUUCAACCCCCUAAAAUAAUACUCUGCUAAAUUUGUGGUGCUAAAACUUUUGACUGAUAGUUACAAGCUUUUAUCUCUCUUGUAAAUAGAAAUGUCCUUCUGCCCUUUCGUGUUGAUUUUUUUUUUUAAUCUCUUCUAUUCUAGAUCAGUUAAUAACAGUCUGCGUGUAUUUUUACACGGACUGCAUGGUAGGAACUGUGGAUUUGACCCAGCCAGCUGGCUGGCAGUGCAGUGUUGGAUAAUGUCAGACUAAACAGAUACUCUGUAUCUGAAAUUCUUGCUCAGCUCAAGAUAAGUAGACUUGAACAGAGCCAGACAUAAUGCCUGUGCUUAUUUUCCUUUUCAGCGUAUUUUUUAGAGUUUAAUUCUGGUUUUAGUGAUGAUCCAGGAAGGUAAAGGAUAUAUGAUGAAACUUUUUGAAAAGUAAAAUUGCAGACUUCCGCUUGCCUGUAUGAUUAGAUAACUUAAAUUCUGAAAAGCACAUCGAAAACCUAGUAAUUCCUAUUUUGCUGGGUUUGGUAUGAUGUUCCCUCAUGUGAAUAGAACAAAGACAUUUCUUGCCUAUUUUUUACAGUACAGCUGGUCACAGGCAUGUAUGAAGCCUGUUCUUUAGUGCAUCACCAUUGUCCUAUUUAACCAUGAUGUGUAGCUGAUCUUGAAUGUUACAUACUUAAGACUGAGCUCUGCGCAUAGUUAUAAAAAUUGAUUGUACAGUUUGCAGAUGUUUGAGGGCUGUGGCCUCCUACUAGAAGUUUAAAACAGCACUUGUUUUCACAUUGGAUUUACAAAUCUUGUUUUAGGGUUUUUUUUUUCUUGUACAGGAAAUAUUUUUCAGAAUUUGUUGCCAUGUGGUUUUGUUGUUUUGGGUUUGUUUGGUUUUUUUCAAGUGCACUCUAAGCCUUUAAUUUGCCAUUUAGGUACAGAUUGCCUAGUUAAGGUACAGGUGACCUAAGAAAAAGUAAAUAUGCCAUGUGAAACGUAGCAAGUAUCAGUGUCAGCAGUAGAUGAUGUUUCUUGCAUUUCACAUGUUGAUUCCUCUUAAAUAGUUGACAUUACUUAAUGAGGGUAUAGCCCAGUUGUUCCCCCCCACUCCCCCUGCAAUUAAAUCUCAUAAAUUAUUUAAAAGGUUGUCCCAUGAAAUGUAGUGAUGGUGGUUUCUUCCCUUGUUCGUUUGUUGUUCGCUGCCCUCCUGUGCCUUUGGCAAUUUUAUUUUUUGCUGGACCGGUGUUUAUGAAACCGACUUUGGAUUCAGUGUUUGUUAUAGUUUCUUAAAGGCUGUUACUUCACCACUGUUUGUGUAAAUAACGUAUAACAAGGAUUCUGUACAUCUGUAAGUUUUGAUUAUUGUUAUUUCAAGCGGUAUCCUCAAAUCACAGAAAAUCUCGCAGAUAUUCAA
Harpia harpyja (harpy eagle) is the source of this 6499-nucleotide messenger RNA. It is a transcript of the gene OSBPL8, whose product is annotated as oxysterol binding protein like 8. Gene Ontology annotation, molecular function: cholesterol binding. Gene Ontology annotation, cellular component: membrane; intracellular membrane-bounded organelle; cytosol. Bases 205 to 2877 code for a protein of 890 amino acids. The transcript is spliced from 24 exons. NCBI's taxonomy places the organism in Eukaryota, Metazoa, Chordata, Aves, Accipitriformes, Accipitridae. The record is from RefSeq and is a predicted model, not a curated record.